Maniola jurtina (meadow brown) is the source of this 6546-nucleotide messenger RNA. Its product is annotated as MOXD1 homolog 1-like. Gene Ontology annotation, biological process: octopamine biosynthetic process; dopamine catabolic process; norepinephrine biosynthetic process. Bases 375 to 2567 code for a protein of 730 amino acids. The transcript is spliced from 14 exons. Gene Ontology annotation, cellular component: secretory granule membrane. Gene Ontology annotation, molecular function: dopamine beta-monooxygenase activity; copper ion binding. Lineage: Eukaryota; Metazoa; Arthropoda; Insecta; Lepidoptera; Nymphalidae. The record is from RefSeq and is a predicted model, not a curated record.
GCCAAUCGCCGUUCGAAUUUCGAAAGACGAAAACUUGUCUAGUCGCACGCCGACCGUCGGAUUGAGCGUAUCGCGCAUGCGUACAACCUCACCAACGAACUAAACUUCGAAACAACGUAAAUAAACAAGUGAUACGAUCUGGUGCCUGAAUUCUAUUGUAGUGUGUGUCUAUUUUUAAUUAAAACUACGAUUUUUAUUUCGUAGACUAACAUUUUGUAACGCAAAGUGCCAAUUUGUGCUGCGAAUUUGCGUGUACUUCAGAUCACAAAUCUUUGUGAAAACCUGAGAAAAUUGUUUCAAACUAAGAAAACUAAAUAUAAGUGAUAAACAUUAACCAGAAGUAAUAUGUGCAGACGGGACUAAAUAAAAUAAGAAUGCAUCUACAAACUGUUUUAAUAUUAAGCGCUUUUUUUCUGUGUAAUGCAAAACUGCCGCGGUUAAAACAACACAUACAACCGAACGAGCUACCACAGAAUCUCGAAUUUAAUUCACACUUACAACUAUUAGAAACAGAGAGGAAAAAUGUGAGAACGAGUCGAAUAGUCGAUCAAUAUAGAACGCGGCAUAGGAGAGAAUCGUUCAAUUCCCGUUCAUAUGAGUCUGGUUUGAUAUGGUCGCAUACGGAAAGAUUGGACGAGAACGGAGAUGUGAUUUUGCGGUGGGUGAACACAGAUUCGAGUAUAACGUUCAGAUUGGAGGCGAGGACGCGUGGUUACGUCGGUUUAGGAUUCAACUCGGCGAGGAAUAUGAGAAAGGCGGACUUGGUUGUCGCCUGGGUGGACGACAGACACGGGAACGCACAGAUUCUGGACUGUCACGGCCUUGCGUUUGAAGAUCGUGCGGUAGCCGAUGAAGUGCAGAACUAUGAGCUGAUAUCUGGAUUCCAGAACAAUACGCAUACCACUGUGGAGUUCAGGAGGCAGCUGGACACGUGCGACAGGCAGGAUGUCGUUAUUGGUGAAGACACAAUCCAAGUGCUAUGGGCUCUUGGGCCUGAAGGCUCAGAUGGUGAACUUCCCAGGCACGUGCAAAGCGGCUCCCGACCUUUACGACUACUGCAGCCGUUGGCUAAACCUGACUCCAUACCGCUCAAGUAUUGGGACGUUAGGAUAUCCAAUUUCACAAUCCCACACGUGAUGGCAACAUUAUUCUGGUGCAAAGUCUUCAAGGCGCCCGAAUUGACGAGGAAGCACCAUAUAGUUGGCUACGAACCCUUGAUCGACAGUCGACCAAUCAGAAACGGGAAACCAGUUGUGGAGAAGAACAGCCUAUCUCCAGUGCAUCAUAUGGUGUUGUAUGAGUGUGCGGAGGACCAUGACAAGAGGCAGUGGAGCGAGUGGGCGGAGGGUGAAGGAUUCUCUGGACCCAGUCGACCGGGCGAGUUGUCUGCUUGUGUCACUCCUAUCGCAGCUUGGGCUAUGGGAUCCAAAGGAGAAUUCCUCCCUGAAAACGUCGGUAUUCCGCUAGGCGAGAAGGGCGGAGUCUCCUACUACAUGCUUGAAGUUCAUUAUGACAAUCAAGAACUACAUGAAUUCUUGGACAACUCGGGCAUUCGGAUACACUAUACGUCGUCGGUGCGCGCCCACGAUGCGGCACUGCUAGGCGCCGGUGUGGGCGUGUCGGCACUGCACGUUAUCCCGCCCAAGCAGCGCGCGUACCGCACCUUGGGCAUCUGCAGCCCCGAGUGUACUAACAACACUAUGCCAGAAGAGGGAAUCAAUAUAGUAUCAGUGUUGCUUCAUGCCCACGGCACUGCGCGGAAAAUUUCAUUGAAACACAUUCGAGGCACAGAAGAGCUUCCUAGGAUAUCUGAGGAAAAUAACUACGACGCUCGUUACCAACAAUCCCGGAUAGUUCCUGGUGGGAGAAGGUUCUUUAAAGGAGACACUUUGAUCACUGAGUGUACUUACGACAGCAGUUCAAGAAAUAGGCCUAUUUUGGGAGGAUAUUCUGCUACACAGGAGAUGUGUCUAUCUUUCGUGCUAUACUAUCCACGAACUGAGCUGGCCGGCUGCUACUCCAUGACGCCAGUUGUAGAGUUCUUCGAGACGUUCGGCGUUCGGGAGUUCUACGGACUCAGUAUGAUGCAGGUCGAGAAGAUUUUCCUGUCUUCAGGAAACUUGGAUGGUUUACCUCCAGAACUCGAAGCGAAUAUCAGAGAGCAUAGUCUUGAAGAAACUAUAAUGCAAGGGGAUGAUCAAGGGGUUGGUUUGAUGAAGGUUCUAGUGAUCAAAGAGCCUCCAGAGUUCCGCAACAAAACGUUCAUGGCCCACCUCAACGAAAUGCCGUGGUCCGAGCCGCUGCUGACUGAGCAAAUAGAGAAAACUUUGUCAAAGGGCUGGCAUAUGACCUUCUGCAAGAAAAGGGACGAUAGUUGGGGAGCGCCAAUCCAGAUCCAGAACUACCCGAACUUCACAGAAAUAUCCCACAACGUGGCUUCAGAUAAAAACUGCAACUACAAGAGCGUCAGGCUACCUUCAAUGACCACCACCACUGGUUCAGCAACAAUAAAUACUUUAACAUCCACCAUCUUGGCUGUAUGCCUAAUUAUCAUCGUCGCGCGGUAAUAAAAAAUCUGCAGAAAUAUAUUAAAGUGAUCGCACACAUACCACGUGGUGAUUCGCUAACUCAGUGAUCAACAUUAAACGAUAGCCGUUAAACUCAUUUCACAUUGGUUGGUUCUACAAUGCUGUUUCGCUGAGUGAUAUGAAGAUGAUUGUUCGUAGAAUACCUAUUUUUUUAUUUAAAUAUCUGCAUUGCUUAAAACUAUGACAGAAUAAAAUACAGGAUUGAAUAUACAAACGUAAGGUGUAACCUAUAAGUAAUGGAUAAAAAAAGACAAAUGAGCUCAAUGACUAUCAUUUCGUGUUGAUCAAUGAGUAAGUGAGGCGCAAAAGUCGCAAAUAUCACAAGUAAAAAUGUGAAUGACGUCUUAAAAUAUAUGAUUAGAGGUCACAUUAGCGUCGACCUUUGCUAGUCAUCAGCAUUUUUUCGAUCUAUAAUAGAUCGUAGACGUAUAAUACGUAUUAUUGGUAUCGAAAAAAUGCGUUGAAUGCGCCUCCUGAGGGACAUUUCGUGGUAUGCGAUCUGCUUAAACCGGAACCAAUGAUACUGUUGUUUUUAUUUUUGAAAUUUUUAUUAUUGUCAGACGUUAUUCUGUUAUUUUGAAUUCUUCAUGUACACUUUUGCGUAUUAAGCUGACCGUACACUGUCGCAAGAGUUAUAACUUAUAACAAUAUAUUGUAACAGAUUUUUCAGUACUGAAAAUAGAAAUAAUAUUCACAAGACCAGUCGAUUGCAUUGAAUGCACCAAAGAUUAGUAUUUAUUUGGUGCGUCUUUAUUAUCUUACCAUUUUUGCGGCAAUGUGCGAUUAGUCUUCGAAUAUAUUAUAAUGUUUGAAAUCGUUGUGUCCCCAUUAUUAAGUAAAUGAUUUUACAUUACGACAAAUUCCCUUUUCUUCGAUAAAGAAAGUUAUUUGUAAGCGACGCGAAGUAGAUAUGCGAAUUUUAUGUUUUGUUCUCUUUUUCGCUUUUCAUCCGAUUUUUAUUUCGAAGAAUCGAAUAACUCCUGUGAAUUUUAACGAGCUGUUUUAGAACAACAUUUUUUUUAUUAGGCUGGAUUGCCACUAGCUUGAGAGAUCUGAGCGAUAGAUUUUUGCUAGGCCUUUAUCGAGACUCUUGAGUACCUAUAUAGACGUCCAAACGGAAGAGUUUGGACAUUUCAAAGCUUGCAUUGAGAAGCUUGAGUAUCUUAAGAUGCUAUGGCUGAAAGAGGCUAGUCGCUCAGGUGAUAGUAGACAAUGUGGCUGAUUCUGUCUCUACACUAAACUAAAAAGACGGGUCUCAAUGUGUUGCUAUCCCUUUUAUAAUGCUCCCUGCGGAAAAGGAUAGCACUAGACCUGGUAAUUUACUUUAGUUUAAAAAUGAUGUUCUACAAAACUAUACACAUUAUGCGCCCAGCAUUAAUGUGUUUAAAGGCUUUUUAUGUAUUUUUUAUUUUUGUUGAAGACAAAAUUAUUACUAAUCGUGGAUAAUAAGGAAAUUCCCCUUAACUGGUCAAAGUGAGUAUCAGCAGCUGUAUUCGACUGUUAUACGUGUAAAAAAAGUUGUUUUAAUUUUUAUACAUAAUAAUAAUAAUUAUAGAUGAGUGAAUGUUUUUGUGAUUAUUGUACUUAGUGGGUUUUUGCUCAUUCCUUUAAAUUCAAGGUUAUUACGAAAAUGUCGUCGUAUGCAAAGACAUACAAUCUUAUUUUUUCUUAGCUGACUUGAAUGUAAACAAGCAGUUCGUCGUAAAAAAACGCGUAAGCGACGUAUUAGCGACGGCGCAUAGAAUGUUCUUAUCGCGAACUAACAAUGAAACCGCGAUAAAACUGAAAAAACAAGUUUUAGACCGCCGGUAAAAGCGAGUCGUUUCCACGUUUCUUCAAAAACUUUCUAUGAUAUAUUUGCCUUUCAAGUCAGGUAAGAAAAAAUAAUAUGUAGACGAUUCCAACUUUAUGAAUGUAUUUCAAUUAAGUGAUGAACGAUACCAAAAGUAUGGUAUUAAUAAACUACUUAUAUAAUUUUGUAUAACUAUUUUACGAAUAGAAUUCAUUUUGUAUUGAUUAUUUUUUUAAUCGUGUUUGUUUUCGUAAUUUUCAACGAAAUUAGGAUUUUAAUGGGCUAAUAUUACACAUAAUUAUUAUGAGAAAUUAACGCAUUAAGGCAAGUUCCUUUUACAUAAUUUUAACUGAUCGCAUAUUACAUUGAGAGUCGCAUAUUGGAUUGUAUGUAUUAAAUGAAUGAAUGUGAAUGAAAAAAAAUCCGGGAUAUUUUCCGGGGUAGUAAGUAAUUAGUUUAGGUAAAUAAAAUGUUUUGCAUUCCACAUUUUAUGGACAUUAUAUGCUUCACAAUAUAAAUGACGCAUAUUAUGAUAUAUAGUAAUACCUCAAGAUUAAGAUAAGGGUUGGAUAUUAAACCAAAGGUUUUAUAAUUUGGAUUCUAAAAAUAUAAUUACUAAUGGGAAGUACAGCUGUGGUAGUAUUUUUGAGAGUUUUUGAUUUUUGUGUAAGCUACUAUAACAGGAAAAUGGAAAAUCGUUCAGGUAACGUUUUCUGUAUCUGCAUUAGUUUGGCCAAUAAUUGGUACUGAAAAAUAUGUCACUUGCGGCCCUGUCUGUAAUAUGCGAUCAGCAUUUAGGGAUCAGUUUUUUUAUAACCAGUCAGAGGCAAAGCGAUGUUUUGUAUAAAGUAACAAUGUAACGAUCAUAGUAUCAGUUUAGUUAAAAGUAAUUUUGAGAUACUUUUCUUUUUGUCAUUUUGAAUAUUUAUUUAACAUUCUGACCUCUAGCAUCAAACUUAUGGUCACAAUGCGAUCUUCGCAUUAUUUAUUAAUGCAGAAUUCGUGAUAGGUACUAAUGCUAAAACUUGUAUUCCUAUAAAAAGUAAGUUUCAAGCUCAAAGCACAUUACGGCAGAGUUGAAGCGAGUCGGCGCGUAAGUAGCCGUAUUUGUAUAGCGUCACAGUUUAAUUUACGUCGCUUUGCUACGUUUACUAGGGAUAAUACCAUUUUAUUACCUUAUUUAAGAGUUCUGUGUGUUGUGAGAGAUGAAGUUUAAUUUACUUUGCAUAAAAAAACUCAUCGCGUCGCUUGGACUCUCCCGCAAUGUGCCUUGAACUUCAGCUUAUCGCUAGAGUUACGUUUACAAUCGAGCUAUCAAAGUUUGGUACCAGAGGUCUAAUUCUGUUGGAUCAUUAAAAAUGAUAACCAAUAAUAAUGUAAUAUAUUAUUUUAGUGUCGAUAUCGAUAGCAACUAUUCUUAUGAGACAAGAACAACACUAUUGUAUAGUAAGAUAUACAUUCAAUUAGGGCUGUGCUAAAUAAGCUCUUUUGCAACGAUUAUUAAGAUAUUUUGAUAGAAUUUUUACUUACAGUUUUUUUUUUGUUCAAUGCAAAUUACCCAUAGUAAUUAGGUAUUUGAUUUAACGGUGUACAUAAACGUAACUAUAUCGCCUUCUUUCGAUCUACCAAGUGCCUAUCUCAAUUCUUGACAUUGUAAACUAUAACAAAAUUUCAAAACUUUGGAUUCUCAAAAUAAAUAAUAUCGGUAUUUAUAUCAUUUUAUUGAAUAAACGCAAAGUUUUUAAAAUUGUACCUACCAAGUUUAUUGAAGUAAUAAUAUAAUAAUUAUGUAACAUCAUAAUAUGUAAUAUCAUAAUAUAAACCCAUCCAGUAUAGAAAGGUCCAUGAUAUAAUUAAAUCUGACAUGUAAACUUGCUCAUAUUAAAAAAAAAAGUAUGUAUAGGUAUUUUUUUGGGAUUGAUUUGAUUUUUGAAGGCUCCAUUGUACGUAACAUUUGUAGGUACUGGUCGUCAUCUAGUUACGUUUAUGAAAGGGUAGCAGAAUUAGGUUUAAGGUUUCGAUUCCCGAGUCAUUCUGUUAGAUGUAACUAUUGCAUUUUGCUAUUUUUAAUUUAUACCUCCCUAAGGUCUAGCUGUAAGGAUACGCUUAGUAUUAAUUAAGGUUAAUUUAUUUAAAAGUCAAUAUAAUGUGUUUUAUUACUUUGAA